AUGUUCCGGCAAGAACAGGGCUCCUAUAAGCAGAUUGCUGGUGGAGACCUAAGCAACGGGCUGACCGAGGAAGACCACGACACAUCCUCAGGAACCGUCUGCAAACCGAACUUUGGCAUCGAUACAGCCUACAAGAAGAUACCUACGGAGCACUUCGAGAUAGCCGAACCCGUCCUCACCCCUUGGUGGCAUGACCGCCUGGAGACCUGGCGUGGCCGUCUGGAGACGUGGCAAAGGCAACGGCUGCUUACGGGUUGGAGAUUUGGUGCUAUCUCCGCCGCCGCGAUCACAUCAUGUGUCUUCCUCAUCAAUCUGGUCGUCACCAUCUAUGCAGUAUCCACCACAAAGGUCGACUCAGACGGAAAAAGCGUACUGUACAAUGGAAGCUGCGGCAACAUCAAGCAAACCAACACUAGGGUGCAUCUGUUGAUCAAUGUAUUGAGCACAUUGCUGCUCAGUGGAAGCAACUACUGUAUGCAAUGCCUCUCCGCGCCUACAAGACUCGAGCUCGAUAGAGCGCACAUGCAGAAGAAGUGGCUGGAUAUUGGAAUUCCUUCCGUGCGCAAUCUGACGCGUAUCAGCUGGAGAAGAGCAGUGUUGUGGACCAUCUUAGGCACAUCAUCAUUGCCGCUUCACCUGUUUUAUAACUCGGCAGUGUUCGCUUCGACUUCCGUUAACGAGUACAAAGUCUUCAGCGUCAACGGAAACUUCAUGCUUGAAGGGGGGUUUGAGAGCUUGAAGAACAACAACUUCGAUUCAGUGGACAACGAGGUCGCGCAAAACAUGCACAAACUUGCAAAGACCGGUAAACUCUACAGCCUCGCGCCAAGCGACUGCAUAGCGGCCUACGCCAAGCUGUUUCAGUCCGAAAGAGGCAAUCUGCUCCUCGUCAGCAAUGACGAUCCGGCAAUGCUUCGAGACUUCUCAGCCAUUCCGACCAACGCCACGGUGAGCCAUCACAAUUAUGUAUACGCCGACCGAUCUUUACGUUGCCCUCCGGACAAUUUCGCUUGGAUCUGCGGGUUGAACCCGUGCAUCGAGUAUAACAACGAAUAUCAGCGGUACUGUUCUGACCGUUGGACCGACGUUGACGCCACGAACUGGGCGCCCUUUGGAUACAAGGUCGAUAUUUGCCUUAGUGAUAUGCCCCCUGAGCAUUGCAAGCUACAAUUCAGCCUCCACAUUGCAAUUCUGGUCAUCUUACUGAAUCUCAUCAAGGCGUUGGCAAUGGCAUACACCGCGCUCGGUAUCACGGAAAAUCCCCUCAUGACGGUGGGCGAUGCGGUAUCUUCGUAUAUUGAACGACCGGAUCCUUCGACUGCAGACAGCUGCCUUCUUGAAAAGGUCGACAUCCAAGCAGAACAGAUGGGCCACUGGUCAACCAUUCCAAGGCAUUUCAGUUUCAUGCGCAUGAGGUGGAUACAGCCAAAGAAGUAUGAUGCUAAGCCUAAGCGCUGGUACGGGGCUGUAAGCUAUAAGAGGUGGAUUACCUGCCUUGCAAUGUACAUUCUAGCCUUAGCCUUGGUUGGUGCAUUUCUGGGUGUAGGCGUCGCCUCCAUCAUGGGACCCAACGAUUUCACCACGCUGGUCAAACUCGGUCUCGGCGCCGUUAGCUCCAAGACGCUUAUAACAUGGAAUGUACCAUCUUUCGGCUCCAGCGGACUCAUCGCCAACGUUGUCCUCGCCAACUUAGCACAACCCAUCCUGUCGUUCCUCUACUUCAGCUACAAUGGCCUCAUCACUUGCUUUUUGCUGGCCUACGAGUGGAGUCAAUACGCCCUGCAGCGUAAGGGCCUGCGCGUAUCCAACAUUCCCCGCGGUAGCCAGCGAAGCACGUACUUCCUGCAGCUCCCUUACCGCUUCGCGAUGCCUCUGCUCGCCGUCUCAGGAAUUCUCCACUGGCUCGCGUCACAGAGCAUCUUUUUAAUUAGUCUUCAAGUCUAUGAUCCAAUCGGGCAGCCCGCGGUUCACGUCACCGUCCCGGCUUCCAGCUACGCCUCCAGCGUCAUGACGUGUGGAUACUCACCCAUCGCCAUCAUCUGCGUCCUCUGCAUCGGGGUGCUACUCAUCCUCUUUGGCUUCGUCCUGGGGCUGCAAAAGUUCAAGUCCGGCAUGCCGGUCGCCAGUAGCUGUAGCGCGGCGAUUGCGGCGGCGUGUCACUCGUCGCCAAACGAGAAGGGCGGCGAGAAUCCGGCGUUGCUGCCGCUGCAGUGGGGCGUCACCGAGAAGCCGGGCGCAGACGAUGUGUAUGGGCACAUUGCUUUCUCGAGCGGGGAGGUGGAGGAGCCGGUGGAGGGGUUUCUGUAUGCUGGGCGAAGGCGUCGGAAUGGUACGCGGUAG
Messenger RNA from Coniosporium apollinis CBS 100218, 2340 nucleotides. RefSeq lists its product as uncharacterized. The transcript is spliced from 2 exons. The record is from RefSeq and is a predicted model, not a curated record. NCBI's taxonomy places the organism in Eukaryota, Fungi, Ascomycota, Dothideomycetes. The coding region runs from base 1 to 2340 and encodes 779 amino acids.